GUGUUUGGACAACGCUUCCAUUGGUGUUCCAGUGGAGGUUAUUUUGAGGGGCUCAUGCUGUCAGCUGUUGUCUCGAGUCCUUUUGGACCCUCCUCACCUCUCUCUUUCACUCUGAUAAAACUGUGGACUGGCUGGUUCAUUGUCCUCCUUUUCUAUUCAACCCCGAACAGACACGUUUAGGCAUAUGAUGGAGGGCAGUGACCAGACCUCUGAGAACGCCAAUGAACAAGUAAAUGACCCUGAGGAGCAGCCAGUGGACCCCAUGGAGGACUUCAGCCGGCAGCUAGAGGAUAUAAUCAACACAUAUGGAGCGGCAUCAAGCCUGAUGCAGGAGCAGAUCUCCAUCCUGGAGUCUGAGGAGAUAAAGGAAGAGGAGGCAAAGGCUGAUGAAGAGGCUGACCCACAAGAAGCUGGUGUCAGUCCAGAGAAGGAGCAAAAAGCUGAUAAGAAACUCCUCAAGGGCCUGGGUAAAGAGGCCGUAUCCUUAUUGCAAAGCCUGAACAAGCUCGACUCACCAGAAGAGAAAGUGGAAAUGGUGUUGAAGAAAUACACUGAGUUGGUGGAGGAACACAGGACUGAGAAGAAACAGCUGGAGCAGCUUCAGCAGAGACAGGGUCUUCUGGGCAAGCAGAGAGAUCAGCUUCAGUUCGAGCACAGUCGUGCCAUUCUGGCCCGCAGCAAGCUGGAGAUGCUCUGCAGGGAGCUUCAGAGACAUAACAGGACACUGAAGGAGGAGAGUCUGCAAAGGCUGCGGGAGGAUGAAAUGAAGCGGAAGGAGAUCACCGCUCAUUUCCAGAGCACGCUGGUGGACAUUCAGAAUCAGAUCGAGCAGCACAGUAACCGCAACAACAAGCUAUGCCAAGAGAACAGUGAUCUGGCCAGCAAACUCAAGACCAUCAUAGAGCAGUAUGAGCGGAGAGAACAGAGUUUAGAGAAGAUCUUCAAACACCGAGAUCUACAGCAGAAACUGUCUGAUGCCAAGCUGGAAGAAGCCAACAUGCUCCUCAGUCAAGCUGAAGAGAAGCACAAAAGGGAGAAGGAAUAUUUACUCACUCAGGCUGCAGAGUGGAAACUACAGGCUAAAGAGCUGAAAGAGCAGCACACUGUCAUGCAGGCCCAGAUUGUGUUGUACUCCCAGAAGUUUGAUGAGUUCCAGAACACACUAGCAAAAAGCAAUGAAAUUUACAUCACUUUCAAACAGGAGAUGGACAAGAUGACAAAGAAGAUGAAAAAGCUGGAAAAGGAGUCAAACAUAUGGAAGACACGGUUUGAAAGCUGCAAUAAAGCUCUUGUUGAAAUGAUUGACGAGAGAUCAGAAAAGGCCAAAGAGUUUGAACUCUUCACUUUGAAAAUUGACCGUCUAGAGACUCUGUGCCGAGCACUGCAGGAUGAAAGAAAAAGUUUAUAUAUCAAAAUUAAAGAAAUACGGUCCUCAGAAAAGGCAACUCUAGCACCUGCAGUGGAUUUGCCCCAAGUAGAUGAGCUUCCAGAGCUUGUCCAACUUCCUAAGUCAGCUCCCAACCCCAUGUUGACCGCAGAGAUGAAGAGGCUGCGAGAGGAGCAGAUUCGUCUGCAGGAGUUUGCAGCUUCCUUGGUAAGUUCCAUAACAGAUUAUGCUGGAGAAUCUGACAGUGAGGAAGAGGAGACGGCACAAAAGAUUCCAGCAAAUCCUGAGGCUACCAAACUUGAAUCCUCUGAACUAGCGGAUAAACCAGAAUCAAUACAAGAUGAACCCUCUACCACAGAAGAAAACAGAUCAGAGGUUGUUAGUGUAAAUGAAGAGAAGCCAUUAGUACCCACAAAUCCUGAACCCACCAAACCUGAGACGGAAUCCAAACUUUCUCAAGAGCCUCUACAACCAGAGAUCACUGAACAACAGACAGGAAAACAAGAGUCAGUCAAAGAGGAACCAAGCCAGGAAGAGGCGACAAAAGCAGAAGAGACAGUCGAACAGGAAUCCACUCAGCCAAAGCCUGUCAUGAAAGAAGAGUCCAAAGAUGAAGCUGUUAAACCUGAGCUACCUGAACCAGAGCCUCCCAAACAAGAGCCCCUCAAACAGGAGCAGCCAAAACCUGUCAUAAAAGAAGAGUGCAAACUUGAAGCUGUUAAACCUGAGCUUCCUGAACCAGAGCCUCCCAAACAACAGCCCCUCAAAGAGGAGCAGCCAAAGCCUGUCAUAAAAGAGUGCAAACAUGAAGCUGUCAAACCUGAGCUACCUAAACCAGAGCCUCCCAAACAAGAGCCCCUCAAACAGGAGCUGCCAAAGCCCGUCAUGAAAGAAGAGUGCAAAAAUGAAGCUGUUAAAACUGAGCUACCUGAACCAGAGCCACCCAAACAAGAGCCCCUCAAAGAGGAGCACGUUGAGAAAGCCGCAGCUGCCUCUGCGGAACCCAAAGCACAGGCGACAAAACCUAAAGCCUCAAAAUCCCAAGAGGCAAAAGCGAAGGCCGGCAAAGCCCAGCCUAAAAAACAAGGUUCAGCCAAGAAGAAAGUUUCUGCAAAGGGUCAGAAUAAAAGCUAAGCCAAAAUGUAUUACCAAAGAAGUUUUUUUUUAUCAUUUCUAGAUUAGAUUGUUUGUGUAGUUAGACAAGUCUGGCUGUUGACAAGUUUAAAGACCAAUUCACACUGCACUGACAGAUGCCAAUAAAAGGCAACGGACACAUUCGUAAGGUUUUGUCUGAUCGGUGUGUUACGCCUGUCAGCAUCUGUUGGUGUUGGUCUGUGCUUGUUUUUGCCAACAGAAUGUUGAAUUAGCAUUUAUCGAGUCUUGGAACGUCUGAGAAGUGACGUAGACCUACUGUACUGGGUAGGCAUUGGUCUGGGUCUGUCUGUGCAGUGUGAAUUGACCUUAAGUUAAUACAGAUGAUGACAGACUGGUCGUAGGACACGUUCCUUUAUGAAAGUUUAUAAGGAUAAAUUUUACCUUUAUGAGUGUGAUACUUUUUCCCUCUUGUAAUACUUCUUAGUACCUUCAAAUAAACAUCUGUUCUUGACAA
This is a messenger RNA of Sinocyclocheilus grahami, 2996 nucleotides long. It is a transcript of the gene txlnba, whose product is annotated as taxilin beta a. NCBI's taxonomy places the organism in Eukaryota, Metazoa, Chordata, Actinopteri, Cypriniformes, Cyprinidae. The coding region runs from base 185 to 2521 and encodes 778 amino acids. Gene Ontology annotation, molecular function: syntaxin binding. The transcript has 10 exons. The record is from RefSeq and is a predicted model, not a curated record.